This is a messenger RNA of Diachasmimorpha longicaudata, 2833 nucleotides long. RefSeq names its product monocarboxylate transporter 12 (gene Mct1). Bases 1077 to 2804 code for a protein of 575 amino acids. The record is from RefSeq and is a predicted model, not a curated record. Gene Ontology annotation, molecular function: monocarboxylic acid transmembrane transporter activity. Gene Ontology annotation, cellular component: membrane. The transcript has 11 exons. Gene Ontology annotation, biological process: transmembrane transport; monocarboxylic acid transport. NCBI's taxonomy places the organism in Eukaryota, Metazoa, Arthropoda, Insecta, Hymenoptera, Braconidae.
UCACACGGGGUCGAGACAGUUUUCGCGUAGGAACGAAGGGGUAUGGCUCAAUGCGGCUGCGCAACGAUUUAAAGUAGUGUCUCAUCAUCAAACAGCGAAACUGCUUGCGAGGAACGUGAUUUUCCGAUUUUUACGGCUGUCAAUUGAUUUUUUUAAUGGGCUGGCAAUAGUGCAUAUGACUAGGAGGAAUUUGUAGUGAUUUUUUAAGGAUUUAUCAGUGAUGACACCACGUGUUGUGCUUGUGGAACGUGAUAAAAUGUGGUUUUGAGGCGAGAAUUGUUCCAGCAACAAGCUACCAGCGUAUGUGGUGUUAUCUGAAUGCGUUUCCUGCGCACAGACGUCUUUUUCCCACCGCCAUCAGUGAAAAAAAAAAUGCUCGAGGAAUGCUCAGUGGAAAGAGAACGUAAUUUCCUCAGUUGUUCUUGAGACAGUUGGAGUGUGCAGCUCUAUGGAAAUUUAUCAUCCUUUGACUUCAUUCAAAUUUCAAGUGUUGACACAAAAGUAUAACAGACAUUGAGAAGCAGUUUCCCGGAUAAUAAAUCAAGCAUUUUCAGUUAGUAACGCGACAAGUUAGACAUUAAUAAAAGUAAAUUUUUCAACUUUUUAUAAUUUUGAUUGGAGCAUCAUCUUUUUUUUUAUGAUGUGAUUAUAGCGGACACUGAAUGAUCAACACAUCAUUAACGACAGAUUAGUUUAUCAGGAGUAUGAUUAACAUCUCCAAGAUUAUGAACAUCGCAACAGCCGAAAAUUUUAUCAAUAAGUGACGUAAUAAAACAGGAUUUUGAUAAUAUAUCGGAUUUACGUGGGCUUAAACAUGAAAAUCAAAUAGUUACGGUGAUAAUGUGAAAUGUACGCUCCCUGGAGACCAUUACCGUUCAGUGGUACCUAAUCCACUGGAUCCAUCGGUCACAGUCGAUCUCUCGAUUAUUUCCGGUGUCGAAUAUUUUAUUUACAUUUUUUUUUUGCCUUGUGAAUUUGGGAGGGGGAGAGGGGGAAAAUCAUUCCCCGUGACCUCGUGGGAGUUGAGUUGAGUUGAAUUGAGUGCUGCGUGCCACGUGCGAGUUCUCAGAGGAAUAAUGGCCCACGCUGUCGAGGAUCCCGAGAAGAAGCAGAAAAGGAAGGAAAAUCCGGACGGAACUGUUGAUCUGUACGAGCCCGCACCACCCCCCGACGGGGGGUGGGGCUGGGCUGUCGUCUUCGCCUCUUUCAUGAUACACAUCGUCACGGAUGGUGUGACCUACUCAUUCGGUGUAUUUCACGUUGAGCUACGCAAUUAUUUCCAAGCGGGAGACGGCGCCACAGCGUGGAUCGCCUCUAUUCUCGUUGGAAUUACCUUGUGCUCUGGACCAAUUUCCAGUAUUUUUGUCAACAAAUAUGGCUGUCGUCUGGUUACAAUUUCCGGUGCAAUUCUCGCUAGCAUUUGCCUCUUAAUAAGUUACUUCGCCCAGAGCAUAAUUAUCCUGUACUUCACAAUUGGUUUGGGAACAGGUCUUGGAUUCGGCCUUGUUUAUCUCCCGGCAAUAGUCUCGGUCACCUGCUACUUCGAGAAACUACGGUCCUUGGCCACUGGAAUAGCCGUUUGUGGAUCUGGUCUUGGUACUCUCGUUUUUGCACCCUUUAUUGAAUAUCUAAUUGGAGAAUUCGGAUGGAGGGGCUCUAUGCUUAUUACAUCUGCACUCGUGCUCAAUUGUAUUAUUUUUGGGAUCAUGUUCCGACCCCUAGAGCCAGUGCGAAAGAUAAUGGACAUUCCUAUGAUGGAAUUGACAAAACCUGAGGAGUCAGGAACGUUGAAGGUUCCCCAGACAAAUGGACUGUCAGCUAAUGGGUUUAUCAGACCCCACAGCGUGACAAACAUCAAUCACCCAAAAUAUCACUUGAUUCCUGGUAACGAGGAAUCAUCAAAUCUUAUGAGAAUUGCAUUGAGCCAACCAGUCCUUAUUUCCAAGACUGGACACGUCCAACGAUCCAGGGACUUUGGUAGCGGCCUCAUGCAGAGAAAGGAUAUUCUUUAUCAGAGGAGCAUCGAAAAUAUUCGGAAACGAUCAGCGUCCUUGGGAUGUCGUGACCUGCACGUCGCACUCAGGGGAUCGCUGUCAAGUCUUCCCAAUGGGAUAGAUGAAAAACAGGGACAGAAUAAUAAUUCCAAGCACACAAAACCACUGAGUGCUUUUCAACAAAUACUACAACUCUCGUUACUCAAGGAUUCCGUAUUCCUGCUGUUUGUUUUCUCAAACUUCUGCACAAGCAUCGGAUUUAAUGUGCCUUAUGUGUAUAUUAUAGGUUUAGCUGAAGGAGUACAAAUAUCGAGGGAGUCAGCCUCAUAUUUAUUAUCGGUAAUUGGUAUCGCCAAUACUGUGGGACGUAUUGUCUUGGGCUACGUUUCCGAUAAGCCCUGGAUAAAUCGUCUAGUUGUCUACAAUAUCUGCCUGACCAUUUGUGGCGUUUCAACAGUAUUAGGAGCCUUUUGUUCUUCCUACACAUGGUUCGUUAUUUAUGCGUCUGUGUACGGAUUUACGGCUGGUGCCUACGUGGGACUCACGUCUGUGAUUUUAGUGGACUUAUUGGGUCUAGACCUUUUGACUAAUGCUUUUGGGUUAUUACUACUAUUUCAAGGAUUUGCAUCGCUAUUGGGACCCCCCAUCGCUGGAUGGCUUAGAGAUGGAAUAGGCUCCUACCGACCUGGUUUCGUUGGAGCUGGGGUCAUGAUCGCUGUCAGUGGUCUCAUAUUAUUCUUAAUACCUUUUUUACAGAGGAAAACCAAAAGAAAAGAGGAAAGAACGAAUGGUCUAGUUGUACAAUGCUAGGGAAAUGAAUAAAUACGACGUUUUAUUAA